Tachysurus vachellii is the source of this 2508-nucleotide messenger RNA. It is a transcript of the gene atg14, whose product is annotated as autophagy related 14. Gene Ontology annotation, biological process: mitophagy; autophagosome assembly; cellular response to starvation. NCBI's taxonomy places the organism in Eukaryota, Metazoa, Chordata, Actinopteri, Siluriformes, Bagridae. The record is from RefSeq and is a predicted model, not a curated record. The coding region runs from base 223 to 1764 and encodes 513 amino acids. Gene Ontology annotation, cellular component: autophagosome; extrinsic component of omegasome membrane; mitochondria-associated endoplasmic reticulum membrane contact site. The transcript is spliced from 10 exons.
UGACUUGUACAUAAACAAAGUGGGUCACGUGGUAGGGCUAAGACGCGCAGAAGGAGCAGCAUCUCUUUAGUGACAGUGUAAUGUUUUGUUGUUGUUGUGGUGUUGAGUCAGCGGUAGCUUACAGACUCGGCGUUUGGAGCUGAAAAUGUUAUCGGACACAACGUAAACUGUGCUAUCAUUUCCCGGCAGUACGGCAUUACAGCGGGGAAAAGCGCCGGCGCUAUGGCGUGUCCCCCUGAAAGCGAAGUGCGGGUGGUCGGGCCUUGUGACUCGGGUAGUGAGGGGGCGAGAGCACAGGCCCGAGCAACCAGCCGACAGGAUCAGCCUUGUCCAGGGGCCGUCACAGUGUCUCCGGCGACUGUAAUGGUGGAGUCUGUGGAUGAUGCUGAGGGACUGUAUGUGGCUGUGGAGAGAUGUCCUCUGUGUAACACUGCGAGGCGCAGGCUAACCUGUGCACGGUGUAUCAGAGCUGGAGACUUCGUGUACUUUGACGGUAAAAAUCCUGAAAGAUACAAAGAAAAACUAGAAAGGCUUCAGAAAAUGAAGAAGGAAAAGGAGAUUCUUCAGCAAAGGGUUAUCAAAACCAUGGACAAAAAGGUUCAGGCAGACCAGCUUAAGUGGAAGAUCAUGUCGUGUAAGAUGAAGAUUGAGCAACUGAAAGAGGCAAUCUGCAGUGGGAACGAAGAAGUGAAGAGUGGCAAAGAUCUGUUACUUCACUCUCAGGAAGAAGGUCAAAGACUGCAGCGCCGGGCGAGUCGUCACCAGGAGAAGAGGGAUAAGAUAGAGCGUCAUAACCGUCGCUUGAGUGAGCUUUUGGAGAAGAGGAAUAAAGAGCUUCAGAGUAGACUGGAGACUCUGGCGGAUGUGCGGCGGGGUCACAUCCUGGAACUCACCUCCUACAUCUUCCCCACACAGGAGGAGAAGCAGGGCAGCAGAGACCCAGCUGAAACUGCUGUAGCAGAGUACGACUUUGCCCUCACAUCCAGCACUGUGAGUGAGUUAGCUGAGGCCCGGCGAACAACGUACAUGUCUGGUCGUUGGAUCUGGGACGAUCAGAAUGGAGAGACAAGCAUUAGCAUCACUGGGCCCCAUGUCACACUGCCUAGCAAUGGAGACUGCUCAGCUUACUAUAAUUGGGUAGAGGAAAAAAGUACUAAUCCUGGCCCAGAGCUGGAUCACAUCACUCCAGCACACACCAUUAGCGCAGCCCUCUGCUAUGCUACUCAGCUUGUUAACAUUCUUUCUCAUAUUCUGGAUGUCAAUCUGCCCAAGAAGCUGUGUAACAGCGAGUUCUGUGGUGAUAAUUUGAACCGCUACAGAUUUACCCGUGCUGUUAACAAACUCAACACCAACAUCCUACAUCUCUGCUUCUCCCAGCAUGUAGACAGUGAGCUACUCCAUCCACACCACACACUGAGAAAUAUCAUGUUUCUGGUCUCUCCUGAGAACAAGAACCUUGGCAGGACUGGACCAUUUGAAGUAAGUGCAGACUUGGAGGACUCUAUGGAAUUUUUGGAGCCUGAGGCAUCAGGUGCUGCAGAAGAGAGUGGAGAUGAAACUGUAACAGAUGAAGAGACAGACUUGGGCACAGACUGGGAAACUGUCCCUAGCCCCCGAUUCUGUGAUAUCCCCUCUCAGCCCAUGGAUCUGUCUCAGAGCACAGCCAUGCAGGUCUCACAGCCAGCAGGAAAUGCAGGAGGCAUGAUUUCCUCUGCUGCUGCUUCGGUCACCUCCUGGUUCCGUGCCUACACUGGUCAGCGCUGAGGCCAGGCUGGAAUGUUAGACUGCUGUAGCUAUGCAAACAAACUAUUUGUCCCUCUUUUGUCAGAUCUUAUUAGAAGUGAUUUUUGUGACUUUGUCACUGAUUGCAUGUCAAGACUGUGUGUGAUUGAAAUGGGAGGGAGGGAGGGAAAGAAUGACAUUUCUAACCUUUUAAGUAGAAAUAGGAUCUGGUGAAAGAUUUUGUUUAAAAGAAAACACCUGCCCUUUUUAUAGCUUUUGCAGAUUAUAGGAUCCCCAUUAUUAUUUAUCCAGUAACAUUUCCCCUUUCCUUACUUUACAAAUUGGCUAUAGUGGGGGGAAAAAUAAAAAUAAAUCCUUUAUGAUGAAUGUCAUUUAUGAAUUGAGAGCAUGCUGCACUGUUUCACUUUAAUGGCUUGACUGCCUUGUUAGAAACAUUGUUUAUUGAAUAUAGCAGCAUAAACAACUGGCUGGAUUAGGUGGCAGUUACACCUAUCUUUAAUAUUGGCUUUAAAAAAGUUAUUUCUGCUGUGUUGUCUGAUAUGGAAUGCUCUUAAAACAACUGCCACAGUUGGUUUACCUAUUUUAAAGUACAAAACAGGAAGGGGUUAGAUUCACCACUGGUAUUCUAGGUAGUGAGUUCAGGCUAUGGUUUGCUUAAAAAUGAAAGUGCACCUUUUCACCAGCUAUUUAAAACUCCUGUUUGUAUCUUGCAAACGUGUAAGGUGUUUUAGUUUAUGAAUAAACAAGUGGAGAUUUUUGAUUAUA